Messenger RNA from Mytilus trossulus (common blue mussel), 2168 nucleotides. RefSeq lists its product as uncharacterized. The transcript has 17 exons. The record is from RefSeq and is a predicted model, not a curated record. The coding region runs from base 72 to 1838 and encodes 588 amino acids. Lineage: Eukaryota; Metazoa; Mollusca; Bivalvia; Mytilida; Mytilidae.
UAUUAUGUAAUCGUUCACCGUGGUAAAGUACUGCAUACAUUUCUUUCGUUGUUUGGUGCAUUGAUUAAUUGAUGAUUUCGUAUCAUACAAUGGUACAAUCAUAUAUAUUUCUUCUCGUUACUGUUACGUCCAUCAUAUGGAAGAUGUCAUUGGGUCUGUCUUGUUUAUCAUGUCAUAGCGAAUCCGAUAAAUCCAGGUGUUCGACACAUCAAGUACAAUGUCGGGAGGGUUUUGAGGAAUGCUUCUUUGAUAAAUCCACAUUGCAAAAUUCGGCGGUAGUUUACUCUGCAGGCUGCAGGGCAAAAGCGGUUUGUGAUUUGUUAGAAAAUGCCGUAGGGAAAAGAGACGUUAUAGGUCGGUCACGGAGGACGUCGGUUCUCUGUGCACAAUGCUGUAAUACAGCUUCAAGGAAUAACAUUCCAUGCAAUGCACAUUUAUGCGACAAUCGUAUGUUUUGUUUAUCAUGUCAUAGCGAAUCCGAUAAAUCCAAGUGUUUGACACAUCAAAUAGAAUGUCGGGAUGGACUUGAGGAAUGCUUCUUUGACAAAAUCACUUUGCAAAAUUCUGCUGUGGUUUACUCUGCAGGCUGCAGGGAAAAGGCGGUUUGCGAUUUGGUAGGAAAUGCCGUAGGGAAAAGAGACGUUAUAAGUCGGUCACGGAGGACGUCGGUUCUCUGUGCACAGUGCUGUAAUACACCUCCAAGGAAUAGUUUGCCGUGCAAUGCACAAUUAUGCGAGGAUCGAUUUACAACUGACACAUCAACACCUGGUCAUUUUACAGAUUACAAUCAAAACGUAUUUACAACUGACACAUCAACACCUGGUCAUUUUACAGAUUACAAUCAUAACGACUGUAAAGAUUUGAUCAACUGUCGCCCGUAUCCGAAAGAAAGUAUUUGUCCAGCCAGUAGUAGUUACCAUGCUUGGGCAAAUGUAAGAUGCAAGAUGUAUUGUGGUUUUUGUAUUGUCAGUACACCACCACCAUCAUGCGUCGACAAAAUAUCUAACUGUAAUGAGUAUGAUGCAGAUCUCUGCACGAACCCAUUAUACAGGCUCUUUAAAGAAGACAAUUGUCAACUGUUUUGUGGACUUUGCAAAAUAGCAGCAACAAUUCCUUCAACAACACCACCAACCCCUGUACCAACGACAACGAUGAAGAUACCAUUCAGACCACCAACAACCAUUGGCGUUCAAAGAUGUACACAGUGGGAUAACUGGGUGAAUUUGCACACACCAGAUGCCAGUGGUGAUUCAGAACCUAUUGCUGAAGUAAAGAAACACUCACAUAUUUGCAUUAAUCCUAUGAAGAUUGAAUGUCGAACAGCUACAGGUUCCACAGCCGAUGACCUAGGACAAAUAAUUUCCUGUGACCUUUGGAGUGGAUUACAAUGCGACAAUAUGAACCAGUUUGACCCAAAUGGGUGUGCUGACUACAAGGUCAGAUUAGGCUGCUUGAAACAGACCAGUGAAUGUACCCCAUGUGUUGAUAGAUCAUGGUCGCCAUGGGUAGACGAAAGAAAUCCAACAACACAUGCACUUGGUGACAAGGAGAAAUCUGGUCUUGAAUAUCAGAAAGCUUCAGGAUUCUGCAGUGGAGGAACAAUUCACAAGGUUGAAUGUUGGAGUACAGAUAUUGGGGCUUUCCACUACUCAAUAGGACAAGUUAUGAAAUGCACACCAAUAGAUGGAGUAGUCUGUAACAAUGCAGAUAAUUACCCACUGACCUGUACUAAUUAUAAGAUCAGAUACCAAUGUUAUUGCAAUGUCACCACUAUACUACAUUUUGUACCACCAAUAUCAAGACGAGACAAUGAAGAAGAUGGCAUUUUUUUGCUUUGAUGCUUACCUAACAUUUAGCUGAUAGUAAAUACAGAAUUGGAAUUAACAUAAUUUUGAGUGAAUGCAAGCCAUAUCACAUACAUUUAUGUUAAAUAAAUGUCCGGUCAUUUUGAAAGGGGAACAUAUUUUACUCAGUCACAGACAACCCAUAGACAUUUCAGGGUUUUGUCAUGUGCAAAGUGCGCGACAUUCGACCAACACACGAUAUCAAAUAUAAUAUAUACAUAACUUUAUUUGCAAAAAGUAAAACCCACAUGGAUUAAAAUGCAAACUUAAGAGACAUAUACACAAGAAACAUGCACUACAUGAAUAAAGUUUUAAACAAGUCAA